UCUCUAACCUGGCUGGUGUGGGCAGGAGGGCAGGGCUGGGGUCCCCAAGCACACCCCUUGAUCCUGGUCCCUCCUCCCUCAUCUGCUUGGUGGGUGCUGGAGACACUGUCACUGCCUCAUCCUCAGCUCUCUUUCCCUCCAUCAGGGAGGAUCACAGAGAUAAAAAACGCAUCCAUCUAAUGGCCAUAUCUCCCUCAGCUGUCUCCCUCCUGGGGUCCCCAAGAAACUAUGAACCCGGUGUCUCUGUCCCUUUGGGUUGGGGGUGGGGUGCAAGUGCUGUGAUCCUCCAUGAACCACCAGUCACCUGAGUGUCACCACCAGUUGUAAAGAUAUAAUUCAAGAACUAAUUAUUCUUGAAAUUGAUCAAGAUAGGAAAGGUUCACAGGCCCUCAGUUCUCUCUCUCUCUCUCUCUCUCUCUCUCUCUCUCUCUCUCUCUCUCUGUCUGUCUGUCUGUCUUUCUCUCUCCCUCAGCACUUGGCCCAAUAAAACUUUCAGCAGUGAUGGAAGAUUCUAUGUCUAGACUGUUCUGUCAUGAUGGGGAUGUGGCUAGUGCGACUGAGAAGCUGAACUUUGAAUCCGAUGUUGUUUUAAUAAAUGGAAGUGGUCACAAGAUGGUCACAGCGCAGUCCCAUAUCAUGCCCCUUCUGAGUCCCAGUACAUUCCUUCUAUCUAGAGAGAAGACCUCGGGACCUGGGAGACAGCAGCACCACAGCCCAGGAGAAGCCAUGGCCUCAGCCACAGCCACCAAGAGGAUGAGGGAGGAAGCCACCUGCUCCAUCUGCCUGAGCCUGAUGACUGAGCCGCAGAUCAUCAGCUGUGGACACAGCUUCUGCCAGUGGUGCAUAGAGGACUUCCUGGACAACCAGCAGCCAAAUCUGCGCCAGCACCCCUGUCCCCAGUGCCGGGCUCCAUUCAACAGGACAAGUCUGCGGCCCAACAAGCAGCUGGGGAGCCUCAUUGAGGUCAUAAAGGAGCUGGACCAGGAGAUGACGUGCAAGGAGCACGGGGAGAAGCUCCACCUGUUCGACAAGGACAACGGCCAGCUCAUCUGCUGGCGCUGUGCGUGGUCUCCACAGAACAGGUGGUGCACCUCCGCACUGGUGGAGGACGUGUGCCCGGGCUAUAAGGAACUGCUCCAGGAAGCUGUGACAAAUUUGAGAGACAUGGAAAAGGAGUGUAGGAAUCAAAAAGAGUACAUGACAAAGCAAAUAACCGAAUGGAAUAGGAAGGUGAACCUUCAGAGACAGAAAAUCCAGGAUGACUUCAAAAAUUUGCACAGCUUCCUGCAGCAGGAGGAGAAGUCUUUCCUGUGGAGACUGGAGAAGGAGAACGAGCAGACUCUGAAGCCUCUGAGGGACAGCGAGGCCAGUCUGGAGUGCAAGAGGCGUGAACUUGAGAGUCACAUCCAGCACCUGGAGGACAGGUGUCAAGGCUCAGCCCAGAAGCUGCUGCAGGACGUGAAGGGCGCUUUGAGCAGGAGCUCGGCUGUGAAACUGGAGAACCCAGAGGCACUGUCAUUGGAGAUUCAGACUGUCUGUGAUGUUUCUGAGCUUUACUUUGAUGUGAGGCAGCUGUUGAGGGGCUAUCAAGUCGAUGUGACUCUGGAUCCAGAGACAGCUCACCGUAAACUAAUCCUGUCUGAGGAUCAGAGACAAGUCACUAAGGGAAGACCCCAGUGUGAUGUGCACGAUUCUCCCAGGAGAUUUACCGCCUACCCCUGUGUCCUGGGCCACGAGGGCUUCGCGUCGGGACGACAUUACUUUGAAGUGUAUGUGGGAAAAGAGACUCAAUGGGGUCUAGGAGUUUGUAUGGAAAACGUGCAGAGGGACACUCGCACGAAGCUGAAGCCCCAGUCUGGGUUCUGGGCCAUCAGUUUGAGCACCAAGGCCAGCUACACAGCGCUGAAAUAUCCCCCAACUUUCCUUCACCUGUGGGAGCAGCCCCUGCUUGUGGGGGUUUUCCUGGACUAUGAGGCAGGAGCCGUCUCCUUCUACAACAUGACCACACCCUCCCACAUCUUCACGUUUCCCAGGGCCUCCUUCUCGGGGACGCUGCGGCCCUAUUUCCAUGUUUAUCCCUCUUCUCAUCUGUCCCUGCCUCCCCCCGAGAUGAGUAAAAAAAGGUCACAAAAUCACUAAACAUUAUGAUAGUUUCUGGUUGAUAUAAAACGCUAUUUUCAUCGA
Messenger RNA from Hipposideros armiger (great roundleaf bat), 2184 nucleotides. Its product is annotated as E3 ubiquitin-protein ligase TRIM38-like. Gene Ontology annotation, molecular function: zinc ion binding; protein binding. The transcript is spliced from 7 exons. NCBI's taxonomy places the organism in Eukaryota, Metazoa, Chordata, Mammalia, Chiroptera, Hipposideridae. The record is from RefSeq and is a predicted model, not a curated record. Bases 502 to 2139 code for a protein of 545 amino acids.